UCUGUUUUAAAGCUCGAGCAAUAAGCAUAUUUUACGAAAUUUUGCUCUCUGUGCGUGAUAUUGGAAGGCUAAACUGAGGUGUUGGAAAGGGUAGUCGGCGGAGCGAGAGCGAAGGCAGAUAGAAGAAUGUCUACCGCUGGUCAGGAUGAAGACAAGAAGCCCGAAGAUUCGUCGUCGCACAUCAAUGUCAAAGUCAAGGGCCAGGAUGGCAAUGAAGUCUUUUUUAGGAUCAAGAAAAGCUCCCAACUGAAGAAGCUCAUGACCACUUAUUGUGAUCGACAAUCAGUGGAUUUAAAUGCAAUUGCGUUUCUGUUUGAUGGCCGCCGUCUUCGAGCAGAGCAGACUCCUGAUGAGCUGGAAAUGGAGGACGGUGACGAGAUUGAUGCGAUGCUGCACCAGACUGGAGGCUCUGCUGCUUAAUUAGUUGGGCACGAAUGCUUAGCUAUGUGGAAGUGUUGUAUUUAACUUUCUACUGUACUUAUUCUGUUAAUACUAUGUUCUUGAGUUUCUGUUACUAGUCUAUUGCCUAUUGGUCUUGAGAAUUCUACUAUGAUGCAGUCCGUUCUAAAUGUAUUCUGUUUAAUUAAAUCAGUGCUAAUUAGUGAAUUGGCUCUCUA
Olea europaea var. sylvestris is the source of this 617-nucleotide messenger RNA. RefSeq names its product small ubiquitin-related modifier 1-like. Gene Ontology annotation, biological process: protein sumoylation. The record is from RefSeq and is a predicted model, not a curated record. Gene Ontology annotation, molecular function: protein tag activity; ubiquitin-like protein ligase binding. Lineage: Eukaryota; Viridiplantae; Streptophyta; Magnoliopsida; Lamiales; Oleaceae. Bases 127 to 420 code for a protein of 97 amino acids. The transcript has 3 exons. Gene Ontology annotation, cellular component: nucleus.